This is a messenger RNA of Salvelinus sp. IW2-2015, 2785 nucleotides long. RefSeq lists its product as uncharacterized. NCBI's taxonomy places the organism in Eukaryota, Metazoa, Chordata, Actinopteri, Salmoniformes, Salmonidae. The record is from RefSeq and is a predicted model, not a curated record.
AUCCCACGCGCACGCGCUUACCACUGCUCUGAUCCCAUGUGCAGUGGAUUUAGUACGGGUAUGAGGACGACGACGAAAUGAUGGCGACCGCCGCAGAAGAAAUAUUUCAAAGUCCAUGUCCCAUUUCUGAGCGCUAUGUCACGACUAUGUCCAUCAAAAUUACGCGGAAAAACCAGGAUAAACCCUGGAAAUUGAGAUUAAUUUACCUGCAGUGCUAUUUUAUGUCAAUUGCAACCAUACUGGGAACUGGAAUCUUAGGACUUCCUGUCACAAUAGCACAUGCAGGACUCAUGCCUUUCCUGGUCUCCUUUAUAAUUGGUUUCUUUGUGCAGGCUCUCCUCAUAUACCUCUUUGUUGACCUGCUCCAGCGAUGCCAAGUUGUCCAGAUUGAGUCAUUGAAGACUACAGAGACAGAGCGAAUUCUAAUGCAAGACGUUGGAUUGGAGGAGCCUGCUCUCACUAAUACAGAGGAGGAAGAAGAGGAGGUGGAGGAUGGGGAAGAAGCAGACACGGGCCUCCUGCAGCAGGACGCGGCCAGACAGACUCUGGAGGAGAAGCUACAGCCUAAUCUCCAUGUGUUGGGGCUCCUCUUCCUCAGCAAGCCUAUGAGCCAUGCCUUCAACUUCAUCCUACUCUUCCAGUUUGUGUCUAUUGGGAUCAGCUAUGUCCUAGCUGGCAGUGAGGCCUACGCCGCUCUUCUACAUGUGAGCCAUAUCUAUGUCAUUCCUGGGUUUACCUGGACACUCUCUCUUGGAAUCCUGCUGGCUCAGAUGGUCAUUCAGCCAAUCACGUCGCUACUGACCCUCCUGAAAGGCAUCAUGCUGAUCAUCACAGUGGCCGUGACAUUUGCUUUGGGGUCAGAAGUUCAACAGGAGACCACAAAUGACUUCAGCCAAAUUGGUAAACCUUUCCUAAUGGGCACCGUUGCACUGGGAGGUAUUGUCAACGUGAUGCCUCUCCUGUUCUCAGAAAUAUCUCACAACAAGACACAGAUCAUGUGGUUCAGAAGAGUCAUACUGGGAGGACUAGCCACAUGCACCGUUCUGAAUAUAUUAUGGUGCUGGGCUGUUUUGGAGAUCGUCCCCCAGAUGUCAGUUCAGAGGGUUAUGGAGGAAGGUGUGGUGAACACUACCAGUGGUGUCGUCUCUGAGUCCUCUCCAACAGCCUACACCAUGGUCUACUCUAACAUCUCCCUGGAGGAGUCAGAGAAAGCAGGAGAGAUUGCAACAAUCCCACUGACAAAGAUAAUCAGUCUGAAGUACCGUCACUACUCGUGGGUGGCAGAGCUGAUCCAGAUUUUUAUUGCCAUCAGUAUAACAGUGUCCUUUCUGGUGAUGGGAUCUGCCAUGAAGCACACAAUUGAUGGCCUUGUGAACUCACACUGGAACACCAAGUUGGAAUGGAUGUCGAAGGUCUGGGAGAGGACAUUACCACAGAGCUUCCACAGAUGCAGUUCAAGAGGUCUUGCCAAUGGGCUCAUAUCUCUGCUUGCAUUUGGAAUCAUUUUUAUUGUCUCGUCGUGUGAUCCAAGGGGAUUUGUGGUGAUGUUGGACAAAGUGGUGUCUUUCUCUUUGAACACUGAAGUUGGGUUGUUCAUCUUUGUGAUGCUACGAGCCUCCAGAUCAGAGCGAUUUCAACACCUGACUGUGCCUCUGCCCGUGGGUCAGCGGGUCUUCCAACUCCACUGGACCCUGCCUAUUUACUUCAUGUUUGCUGUGGCCUACGAUGUUAUCCAGAGCAUCGUAGAGAUAGCAGAGCACAAUAUACAGCACUCCUCCCAACCUCUCCUCACCAACUAUUCUCUGAGCUGAGCACUACUGUGAACGAUGGACGGUAGCCUGGGAGUCGUGUGGCGGUGAUUACAAUGCUGUGUUAAUUUGCUUAUUCAUGGACGUCAUGCAGCUUCCUCUUGAACAUUAACAGCAUCAGGGAUGUCUCCUACGGUCAACUAUUUKAUGUACUGUAAUGGCUCGAUUCAAUCAGAUCCGCUUUGGUCAACAUCCGCAUAGCGGUUGUUUUGGCGGUGGCAGAUAUGGAACUGCGUUAGCUGUCAAAUCCAAAAGUGACUCCAGGCAUUACACCUAAAGUGGACAUUGCCAUUGGCUGCACGAAGUUGCUAUAACAUAAAUUCCAUGCAGCCUUGUUUACAAGUUUGAACACUGGAAUGUAGUCCACACCUUGAUUAAGAUUAUUAUUUAGUUUCAUGAUUUUCAAUUUGAAUAUAGCCUACACUUUCUUAUUCUGAACUUCUAAAGAGAUUUGGGCGGGUGUGGCUUUGUGACAAUGAUGGAAGAGCAGCUGCUCACCGAUUUGAUGGCUCGAACGCAGUUCCACCUUCGACAUCGCCUAAACAUCCGCUAUGUGGGUGUCUGUAAUCGCAGGUUAACACUUGAUCUGAAUUGAAUCUAGGUCUAUGUUUCGUUUUCAUGUAAUUGUUUUCAGAGGGCUGUAUUGAAUUACCAGCAGGCAUGCUAUUAGGGAGUCUUUACAGCUCAAUAUAUCCAUUGUUUAACAGCAUAACCAGAGAAUUUACACUAUUAUUUUAGUUUAGACAUCAAAUGUACAGACUGGUGCGUCAUCAAAACAGCCAAUAACUGGUAUGAUGCCACAGCAUGAUGUCUGGGAUCUCACUAUUGAAAAGUUGCCUACAGCUUCUUUCCCCACAAAUGCUAACAUAUGUAUUAUGUAUCUAACUAGCUUACACAUUUGACUUUGGGGUUUAAGAACAAACAGAUAAACAAGGGGAAAAUCCAAUAAAAAAAUGAUAUAUUAAUAUCAAAAUAUA